AUGGCUAAUUUCUUUGAGCUAAUAAAUAAUUGGUUUGAUCUGGCAAAUGUAUCCCAUCCAAAUAAUAAUAAUACACCGUUUAAAGCACCAUAUGGUACAUUUAUGAAGGAACAAGAUUCACUUUUUGAUGAAGUCUAUGAUACAAUAUUUAAUAUGAGGUGUAAUGGUAAAAACAGUCUUCAAAUAUUUCAAAAAGGUAUUCUUAAGUAUAUUAAUGGGACUCGUUACCUUCUUAAAAUAUUAAAAGAAUAUGGUCCCAAUUAUUUAUUAACCAGUAAAAUCAAUCAAGAUGCUUUGGAGAAUUUGUUUUCUCAGGUCAGGUCUAGAGGAGGGUUAAACGAUCAUCCUACCCCAUUAAAUGCAUAG
Macrosiphum euphorbiae (potato aphid) is the source of this 366-nucleotide messenger RNA. Lineage: Eukaryota; Metazoa; Arthropoda; Insecta; Hemiptera; Aphididae. The record is from the annotation of a GenBank genome assembly.